This is a messenger RNA of Rana temporaria (common frog), 993 nucleotides long. RefSeq names its product gastrula zinc finger protein XlCGF17.1-like. The annotation marks the transcript as partial. The transcript has 2 exons. The record is from RefSeq and is a predicted model, not a curated record. Gene Ontology annotation, biological process: regulation of transcription by RNA polymerase II. Lineage: Eukaryota; Metazoa; Chordata; Amphibia; Anura; Ranidae. Gene Ontology annotation, molecular function: DNA-binding transcription factor activity; RNA polymerase II cis-regulatory region sequence-specific DNA binding.
AUGAUCUCCUCAUCUGUCCAUCCGACACCACACAGUGUAGAUGGAACAUUGUAUUUAUUUUAUAUUGAGGAACCUCAGACUGUGAGGGAAAGUGUUGUUCUUCCAACAGAUAAAAGGUUUACCUGUACUGAGUGCGGGAAGGGUUUCCAUUUUAAAUCAAAUCUUAAUGUCCAUAUAAGAACUCACACAAAUGAUAAGCCACAUUCCUGCCCUGAGUGUGGAAAAUGUUUUUCAAAGAUGUCCCAUCUUUCCAUACAUCAGAGAUCUCACACAGUGAAAAUGCCAUAUUCUUGUUCUGAGUGUGGGAGAUGUUUUUCAAAGAAAUGCAAUCUUUACACACACCAGAGAUUGCACACGGGAGAGAAACCAUAUUCCUGUUCUGAGUGUGGGAAAUGCUUUGUACAAAAAUCCAGACUUACCCUACAUCAAAAGUCUCACACAGGAGAGAAGCCGUUUUCCUGUUCUGAAUGCGGGAAAUGUUUUGUGCAAAAAUCAGCUCUUGUCUCACAUCAGAGAUCUCACACGGGUGAGAAGCCGUAUUCUUGUCCUGAGUGUGGGAAAUGUUUUUCAGAAAAGUCCCAUCUUUACAGACAUCAGAAAUCUCACACAGGGGAGAAGCAAUAUUCCUGUUCCGAGUGCGGGAAAUGUUUUUCAUGGAAGUCCCAUCUUUACAGACAUCAGAGAUUGCACACAGGGCAGAAGACACUUUCCUGUUCUGAGUGCGGGAAAUCUUUUUUAGACAAGUCCAAUCUUUCUAUUCAUCAGAGAUCCCACACGGGUGAGAAGCCGUAUUCCUGUUCUGAGUGUGGGAAAUGUUUUUCGGUGAAGGCUUCUCUUUACACACAUCAGAGACUGCACACGGGGGAAAAGCCGUAUUCCUGUCUUGAGUGCGGAAAAUGUUUUUCAGUGAAGUCGUCUCUUCGCAACCAUCAGAGAUUGCACACGGGGGACAAGCUGCAUUCCUGUUCUGAGUGCGGGAAAUGUUUUUCACAG